AUGUCCGGACGCGGGAAGCAGGGCGGGAAAGCGCGCGCCAAGGCCAAGACGCGCUCGUCGCGGGCGGGUCUGCAGUUCCCGGUGGGCCGCGUGCACCGCCUGCUCCGCAAGGGCAACUACUCGGAGCGCGUCGGGGCCGGCGCGCCCGUGUACCUGGCGGCCGUGCUCGAGUACCUGACGGCCGAGAUCCUGGAGCUGGCGGGCAACGCGGCGCGCGACAACAAGAAGACGCGCAUCAUCCCGCGCCACCUGCAGCUGGCCAUCCGCAACGACGAGGAGCUCAACAAGCUGCUGGGCCGCGUCACCAUCGCGCAGGGCGGCGUGCUGCCCAACAUCCAGGCCGUGCUGCUGCCCAAGAAGACCGAGAGCCACCACAAGGCUAAGUGAGGAGGAGGAUUAAAAACAACAAAAGAACAAAAGGCUC
This is a messenger RNA of Neogale vison (American mink), 424 nucleotides long. Its product is annotated as histone H2A type 1-H. Lineage: Eukaryota; Metazoa; Chordata; Mammalia; Carnivora; Mustelidae. Bases 1 to 387 code for a protein of 128 amino acids. The record is from RefSeq and is a predicted model, not a curated record. Gene Ontology annotation, molecular function: structural constituent of chromatin; DNA binding; protein heterodimerization activity. The transcript has a single exon. Gene Ontology annotation, cellular component: nucleosome.